AUGAACAGCUGGGGCCAGCUCGAGCUCCUCCGCCAGACCCUGUGCCGUCGCAGUCCCGAGCUGGAGUUUAGCAAUGAUCUUCUCACCGAUAUCGACAAGGUCCUUUCGUACAAACACAGUCACGCUCUUCUCACUCCAUCUGCAUCAAUACCCCAUCGGUUGAUCUCCAACAAUACCAGGAUAUCCGUGUGGAAAGGCGACAUUACCACCCUGACCGACCCGUCUCAUCGAUGUAUCGACAACGUCAUCCACUCUGCCGCUGGUCCUCGCCUGCGACAAGCGUGUUACGAUUUGAUGAUCAAGCAGGGCCACGAUGAGCCCGUUGGACAGGCGAAGGUGACACCCGGAUUCAACCUCAACGCCAAAUACGUCAUUCACACCGUUGGCCCGGAACUCGGAACUGGUCAAGCGCCCACUGCGCUUCACCGGAAGCAGCUGAGUGACUGCUACAAUUCAUGCCUUGACGCGAUGGAGAGAUUGCCCGCGCUAUUGGACGGCCGCAAGGUCGUUGCAUUCUGCUGUAUCUCCACGGGCCUGUUUGCAUUUCCGCCUGAUCUUGCCGCGCAGAUUGCGAUUGAUACCGUGGUGAGGUGGUGCGUGGAGCAUCCGGAGACUACUAUCACCGAUAUCAUCUUCGAUACCUUUCUCGAUACGGAUUUCGAUCUAUACAACGACAAGCUCUCGUCUCUCGUCCAAGCGAACAGUGCCGUGAAGAUCCUACCAGCUCAACCGGCGCCGACACCAAGACCCUCUCCUUCAAUAUCAACAGCCCGCUCAUGGCUCGCCGAAGCAGACUACCUCAUCAUAUCCGCAGGAGCCGGUCUCUCCGCCGCAACAGGCCUAGACUAUACAUCCCCGUCGCUCUUCGCAAAGAACUUCCCCGCCUUCCUCCCCCUGGGUCUCCGCCGCCUGUACGACGUCUUCGGCUUCACCGGGUGGAAAUCCCCGGGCCAGAAAUGGGGAUACUACUUCACCCACCUGAACAUGGUGCAGACAUGGCCGCCAUCGCCCCUCUACGCCUCUCUGCUAAGAAUAUCCUUCCGCUUCGGACCCCGCUCCUUCAUCCGCACCUCAAAUGCAGACGGCCUCUUCGUCGCGAACGCCUUCCACCCCUCGCGGAUCUCUACGCCACAAGGCCAAUACGCUUUCCUGCAAUGCUUGGCCCAGUGUCGCCGGGAAGCGGUGUUCCCGUCCGCGCCGUUCGUCAAUGCAGCCAUGCCAUUUUUAGACCCAGUCACGCAGGAACUCACCGACGCGUCGAAGGUCCCGAGCUGUCGGUACUGCGACGGCGAACUCACGCUCUGUGUUCGGGGCGGGGAUUACUUCAAUGAUUCUCCAUUCCAGGGACAGGAGAGGGAGUAUGCGCGUUUCCUAGAACAUAUACUAUCUGAAGUGCAGCAUGGCAAGAAGGCGGUAAUCCUUGAGCUGGGGGUUGGACUGAACACGCCGGCUGUGCUGAGGUGGCCGAGCGAGGAGCUUGUUGAGGGGGCGGCGAAUGCAGCUGGAGGUGGGGGGGUCAGGUUGGUUCGGGCGGGGCUUGAGGCCGCGGGGUGUGUGCCUUGGGAGCUUGAGGAGGGGGGUGUUGGUGUUGGGGUUUCGGGGGAUUUGGGGGGUGUUGUUGGGAUGUUGGGGGGUGAGUAG
Aspergillus mulundensis is the source of this 1641-nucleotide messenger RNA. RefSeq lists its product as uncharacterized. Lineage: Eukaryota; Fungi; Ascomycota; Eurotiomycetes; Eurotiales; Aspergillaceae. The transcript has 2 exons. Bases 1 to 1641 code for a protein of 546 amino acids. The record is from RefSeq and is a predicted model, not a curated record.